CCAUGAAAUAAUCAUUAUUCUCCUUCUGUUCACGCAAAUUGGCCUCCAUUUUUUUGCCAGUUCAGCUCCAGCCUCCUCCCCACACCAAAAUCACCACCACCACCACCACCCCCACCCCCACCGCCACCCUCCUUUACCAAUUUCAUCCACACAAUCAACACCACCACCAUUAACGAAUUAUCUUCUUCCUUUCUUUCACUUGUAUAUAUAUAUAUAUAAUUCCCCAAUUUUUAUGACUUUCUCUCUCUAGGGUUUUUCUCGAUCAAAUCCUUAUACCAUCAACCACAGGUAUAUUUCUUACUUUAUUUCUUUCAAUAUCAUCAUCAAUCACCCUAUUCCUACUGCUUCUGCUUCUGCUUUUCAAUUUUCUUUAUUCUUCAUUAGGUUGGGUCGAUGUUGAAUUUUUUAUUUAUUUGAGGAGUUGGGUUUUUUAGCAUUUCAUAGUUAGAUGCAGAAGCCUGUUUUCGGUGUGGCUUAAACUUGCGAUUGGCGUGCACGCACUUUGGUUAUUCUAUGAUUGAAAUUUGAAUGUUGAAGAGGAUCACGUCGCAAGCUACUUUGUACUUAUUGCCGCUCUCGAAUUGUUCAGAAGCUAUUGUUUACUCUGUAUUAUUUGCAAAAUGUAGCUGGUUUAGGUUCCUGAUUAACUAAUGUAUUUCCAGAAGUAUUCACCGCUUAAAAGAAUAGACUAAAUAGAUAGGACCUUUUUGCUGUGAAAUCCAAGGAAGGUUUUAGUGAAUUUCAGUAUACAUGCUCUAAUUAACGACAAAUUAGGAAGUAAAAGAACCACUUGCAAGAUGCCAAAUCUAUAUUACAAAAUAGCUGUUGGUGCCAUUUGAUCAACGACCUAUGUAUGAGCAUGUCCGAUGAUGCAUCUGGGUGGAUGAUCUUGAGUUGGGUGAAGAGUAUUUGUACAAGAGCGAGUAUGUUGAUUAAUCUCUAGACAGCUAUACCCAUGAUGGCAUUUAGGAUAUUGCAGUAGAUGUUCUUGGAUGUGUCAUUGGGGCAGUAUAUUGAUCUAAAUCAAUCUGUGAAAUUAAUGCAUACACGAUCUGUUGUAGCUUUCCCCUGAAUCACAUUCCAAGAUGUACACAGGAUACCAGAAAAGCCAUGACAAUAAAUUUUAUUGUUGUCUUUUCUUCCUUGAUGGAUUAAUCUUAGAGAGAGAAGAAAGUGAGUGGUUGGUUUAAUACAACUAUAAGCUGAAGCAAACUCGGGACUAGAUUUUCUUGGUCCGAUAUCAGUCUUGAGGUUUUUUUCUUUGUUUCUCUUCCCCAUCCAAUUUCUUUGUUAUUGAUGGAGAAAAGUCCUGUAGCUAUUUAGUUGUGGAUUUACGUUGCUUGAAUGGACAAGUAUUUGUCCAUUUACAUGGUGCUUGUUGUCAUCUGUGUUAAUUAAGCUCCAACCGUUACUAAGACGCUGUCAUUUUUUUAAUCUGUUUUGGAAAAAGCUCAGUCUUGUAACAGAUUAUUCUCUUUUUAUACAUUACUCACAGGCAUGAGGCGGUCUAGACAUAACAGUGCAUUACAAGUACAGGAUGACUGGCCUAUCAGAAAGGCUCUCACACUUUCUGACGUUGAUAUUACCCAUCCAUUUCUCACUCUGCCUCGUCAGGCCGUUGAGACUUACAUCCUUGUGCAUCUGACGCAACUUGAGCGGGACCAUUUGCUCAACAGAGAGCAAGUGGCCAUCAACGCUCAAGAUGAUGACACUGGUGAUGUUUAUGUGAUGAAAUUAAAGUGGCGUGGGAGUUAUUACAACCUUAUUGGCAAGUGGGGAAGAAUUGUACGUAGCAAGGGACUUGAUGUUGGGAAGGAGAUUAAAAUACGCUGGUUUAAUGGAUGCUUACACUUUUCGGUUCCACAACAACAAGUUCUUGCUGUGCCACCAUUGCAGAUUAUCCCCGCACCGGUGGUGCAUCAUGACCAGUGGCCUAUUAGGAAAGUUCUAACACUGUCUGAUGUGGAUACCAAUCAUCCUUUCCUACCUUUGGCACGGAGAUCAGUUGAAGAUCAUAUUCUUGUUCAUUGGACGCCGCAGCAACGAGAGCUGCUGAGAAAUGAAGAACAAGUAAAUUUGAAUGCACGAGAUGUUGAUACAGGGGAUAUAUAUGUGAUGAAACUGAGGUGGCGUGGUAACUAUUACAAUCUAAUAGGAAAAUGGGGAAAAAUUAUCCGUAGUAAGGGACUAGGCGUAGGGAAAGAGAUCAAAAUACGCUGGGCUAAUGGUUGCCUACACUUUUCUGUUCCCUAUGAGCAGACUGUUGUGCCUGCUACAAUCCCGGUGAUACAUCAACAAGAGGAAUGGCCAAUUAAAAAGGCACUAACUUUGUCUGAUGUAGAUACAAAUCAUCCUUUCCUCACAUUGCCUGGAAAGUCAAUUGAAGAUCAUAUUCUUUUGUAUUGGGCAUCACAGGCACGAGAGCAAUUAAGAAAUGAGCUCCAAAUAAAUGUAAAUGCUCGAGAUUAUGACACAGGUGAUCUAUUUUUGAUGAAGUUGAAGUGCCGUGGUAGUUACUACAAUCUCAUUGGAAAAUGGGGUCAAAUCAUCAGAGGGAAGGGACUGCAAGUUGGACAGGAGAUUAGAGUUCGUUGGGAUAAUGGGUACAAGUUUGAAAGAAUCCACUUAAGGUUCCUGAUGCUGGUACAGUACAUGGCUAUUGGUAAGGAUUGCGUUUUGUCAAUGAGAUGGAUGUUUAUUUGUGCUGUUUGUUCCCGCUUUCUAGAAUUAGUUGAUUGAUGGUUUUUGGACUUUUUAACGGUUUUGCGUUUUGACCAUCGUGAAGAACCCAUUUUUGCUAAUUUUAGUCUCUGUACACCUUUACAUAAACAACAGAUGACCACUGGCUAAAAUCAUUGAAGCUGUUGUUCAAUUGUAUUUUGAGAUGAAUCUCAGCGUAUAUUUUCCCUGACCAACGUUGGUUUGUGGAAAUUGUCAUCAUCAGCGAGGAUGGGAUUAUUGAACAGUAUGUUUGAAGGAGGGUCUGUCUUUACCAUGUCUAACAGAAAUUGUAAAA
Messenger RNA from Cynara cardunculus var. scolymus (artichoke), 3016 nucleotides. RefSeq lists its product as uncharacterized. The record is from RefSeq and is a predicted model, not a curated record. NCBI's taxonomy places the organism in Eukaryota, Viridiplantae, Streptophyta, Magnoliopsida, Asterales, Asteraceae. The coding region runs from base 1498 to 2739 and encodes 413 amino acids. The transcript has 2 exons. Gene Ontology annotation, molecular function: DNA binding.